AUGAACGAGCAGGAAGCUGGUGUAGUCUCAUUUGACGAAUACGUGCGCCAGAAGGCUCGAACUGUACCCCAGCACAGGAUGAAGGAGUUCCUGGAAUCCCUCUCCAAGGGGGAGUUCAGUCAGCAGGGAGGGGCGACCACCACCACUACCACCACCACUACAGCCAUGGUCUACCAAGAGCAGACCAACAACUGUGUCUACACUGACAGCACAGAGGUGGCCGGCUCGCUCUUGGAGCUGGCUUGUCCAGUACAGCUGACCUCAGCGGAGAUUUCACCUCAGCUUUCCAUGCAUUCAGAACCUGAACAGCAGCUACAAGUGCAGGUUCAGAUCCAGGAGCAACCUGUCUUGCAGAUGGCCACUCAACAGGAAAUGCAAGGAAUUUCAGCUUCUCAACUUGUACCGCAGGAAGAUCUCACAGAAGAGCAGCAGCAGCAGAUUCAGGCACAGCUGGUUGCGGCCGUAAGCGGUGAGCAACAGAUUCAGUUAGCAAGCGGUCACCAAAUCCAGCUGCAAGGUACACAGCAGAUUCAACUUGCGGACGGCCAGCAUAUUCAACUGGAGGCCGGCCAACAGAUUCAGCUACAAGACGGACAGCAGAUUCAGCUGCCGGAUGGUCAGCACAUUCAACUGCAGGGCGGCCAACAGAUUCAGCUACAAGACGGACAACAGAUUCAACUGCAAGACGGACAGCAAAUUCAGCUUCCGGACGGUCAACACAUCCAGCUGCAAGGCGGACAACACAUUCAGCUACAAGACGGACGGCAGAUUCAACUCAUGGGAGGGCAGCACAUCCACCUACAAGAUGGACAACAGAUACAAUUACCGGACGGACAACAGAUCCACAUCCAAACCAUAGAGGCCAUAUCACCUUCACAGCAACAGAACUCUCCCAGGGAGACAGAGAGGCGGCCCGGUAACGCCUCAUCUGUUCUUCCACCCGCCAAGAAGCGCAAAGUUGAUACUCCCUUGACUGUGUCCUACACUGUUCCUCAAGGGCAGCAAGUAGCCACGGUCAUCGCAAUCCCUCAAGGGCAACAGCAAAACUACGUGUCCCUGCGGCCUGAUUUGCUUACAGUCGACAGCACUCAACUGUACAGUGCCACAGGAACAAUCACUGGCCCCACAGGGGAGACGUGGACGAUCCCCGUCUACUCCACCGCUCAACAGCAGGGUGUGACUCACAUUGCCAUACCGCAGGAGACGUACAACACAGUGCAAAUUGCCGCUGCCAACGGCAAGACUGGUUCCUCGGCAAGGUCCACUGAUGUGCAGUCCGUGUCGACUGCGACGCAAGAAGAAAUCGUGCAGACGCUGUUUCCCGCUCAGUUCAUGAAUGGGAACAUUCACAUCCCAGUAGCUGUCCAGACUGUCGGAGGGACUUAUAAUACGACGCAGUCAGUGCACAUAUGGGACCCAAAUCAGCAACAGAGCCAAGAUAAUGGAAAUGAACAACUCCAGCUUCAGGAACAAGGAGAGGCCGAUGCUAAUGCUGAACAAUCUGCAGAAAUUCUAGUUCCAAUUUCCCUUAAACCAGAAGAGGGUCUGGAGGUAUGGCGCCUUUGGGUGAAGCGGAAAAAUGAUGAGCUGAUUAAGCAGGACAAGACAAAGCUGGCACCGAUUGGACGUCGCCAACCGCUGCGUUUUCAAGACGACUUGAUUUCCAGCGCAGUAGCCGAGCUGAACCUCGGUCUUUCGCUGAUGACGCAAGAGGCCCGAGGAUCAGAGGAAGAACAAUUUGCUCCAGAUGUUCUUUAUUACGUCUUCCUUUGUAUACAAAAGUACCUCUUUGAAAAUGGACGCGUGGAUGACAUUUUUGCUGAUCCAUACUACACUCGAUUCUGUGAGAGUUUACAUAAAAUCCUGACUGGCUGGAAGCCCAGUGUCCAUCCUCUAGGUUACAUCAUUCCGAGUCAUGUGACAGAAGAGAUGCUGUGGGAAUGUAAACAACUUGGUGCACAUUCACCUUGGACUUUGUUAACCACGUUGAUGUACUUUAACACAAAGUGUUUUCGUCUGCUCACACCUGAGCAGCACCUGAAAGUGGCCUUCUCUAAGGUCUUGAGACACACCAGGAAAAACCCCACUAAUGCAAAGGACAAAGCAACUAGUAUCCGCCUUCUGAAAGGGCAAAGUUCUCAUAAAGGAUCGGAUGAUCUAUAUGAUGAGCAGAUCGAGGAUCCAGAGAACCCACUUCGGUGUCCGAUCAAACUUUAUGAUUUUUAUCUAUUCAAAUGCCCGCAAAGCGUCAAAGGUCGUAACGACGUGUACUACAUGACUCCUGAGCACGUUGUGGCGCCCAACAGUCCCAUGUGGUAUUCCUCUCAGCCCCUCACGAGUAAGCAGGUGGAGCAAACGCUGGCACGCAUCCUGGUCGUUAGAGAGAUCCAGGAGAUCAUCGGUGCCGCGUCCGAGAGUUAA
Nerophis lumbriciformis (worm pipefish) is the source of this 2421-nucleotide messenger RNA. The record is from RefSeq and is a predicted model, not a curated record. Lineage: Eukaryota; Metazoa; Chordata; Actinopteri; Syngnathiformes; Syngnathidae.